Molecule: messenger RNA, 5972 nt
Organism: Triplophysa rosa
Lineage: Eukaryota; Metazoa; Chordata; Actinopteri; Cypriniformes; Nemacheilidae
Gene: kctd3
Product: potassium channel tetramerization domain containing 3
Exons: 18
Coding region: 309-2777 (822 amino acids)
Biological process (GO): protein homooligomerization
Molecular function (GO): protein binding
Source: RefSeq, a predicted model, not a curated record
UCGACUCCACAACAAACGCUUCAGCAUCGGUCAAUCGCGUCCACAACACUGCGCGUUUCGAUUCCCUGUCCAACAGGCUAAAGAAAGGCCUUUAGUUGUUGAAGGAGAUGUUUUAAAUUGUUUAUUAAAGCUCUGAACAUGGCGAACAAUGUGUGCGAACAGCCUCGUGUAAUACACCCGCGUGGUGACGCAUAAUCUGCAGGGUCGCGAGAAAAGAUAAGGAGGACCUUGAGGAUUGUGGUCGGAUAAAUGCGCAAACCGGAUAAUAUCGCGUUUAUUCCUCCUCGGUAACCGCACGGGAUUAGAGGAUGGCCGGAAUCGGUAACGGUUCAACAUCUGGGAUGGGUGACAUCAUCCAGCUAAAUGUCGGAGGAACGAGGUUCAGCACAUCACGACAGACUCUAAUAUGGAUUCCUGAUUCUUUCUUCUCAAGUUUACUUAGUGGGAGAAUAUCAACACUACAGGAUGAAACUGGAGCCAUAUUUAUUGACAGAGACCCAACAGCAUUUGCACCAAUUUUAAACUUCCUUCGGACUAAAGAACUGGACUUAAGGGGGGUGAACAUAAGCAUCCUGCGACAUGAAGCUGAGUUCUACGGCAUUACACCCUUAGUCAGACGUUUACAUCUGUGUGAGGAACUGGAGAGAUCAUCGUGUGGAAGUGUGCUAUUUCAUGGCUACCUCCCUCCACCAGCUCUGCCGGCCCGAAGCAAUGCUGGUGGGCAGACGGCAGCUGCCGCAGGCCAAGACGAGCGCUCGGGUCCCAGUGGGGCAGAGGGGGGCUUUCCCCAGUCUUCUCUCCCCGGGCCCUCCGGGGCAGAAGGACCUCAAAGACUGGGCUCUCCGGUCGACCCCAGGAAGGUGCUGAUCAUCGCUGGCCAUCAUAACUGGAUUGUAGCCGCCUAUGCACAUUUUGUCAUUUGUUACAGGAUCAAGGAAUCUACUGGCUGGCAGCAGGUGUUCUCGAGCCCUUACCUGGACCGGGCUAUCGAGCGUGUGGCCCUCAAUGCUAAAGUCGUAGGCGGCCCACAUGGAGAUAAAGACAAGAUGGUAGCAGCAUCGUCGGAGAGCAGAAUCAUACUCUGGAGUAUCCAGGAUGGAGGAAGUGGAAGUGAAAUAGGUGUGUUCAAUCUUGGAGUGCCUGUUGACUCGCUGUUUUUUAUUGGGAGUCAGCUUGUUGCCACCAGCCACACAGGGAAGGUAGGGGUAUGGAACGCCGUCACCCAACACUGGCAGGUGCAGGAUGUAGUGCCAAUAACAAGCUGCGACACUGCCGGAUCCUUCCUCCUGCUCGGCUGUAACAACGGCUCAAUUUACUAUAUUGACAUGCAGAAGUUUCCACUGAGAAUGAAGGACAACGACUUACUGGUGACAGAACUGUACCACGACCCAUCCAAUGAUGCAAUCACAGCCCUCAGUGUCUACCUGACUCCUAAAACCAGUGUGAGUGGGAACUGGAUCGAGAUCGCUUAUGGAACCAGCUCUGGGGCUGUGCGGGUCAUUGUGCAACAUCCCGAGACUGUCGGAUCUGGACCACAGCUCUUCCAAACCUUCACGGUCCACCGCAGCCCCGUCACAAAGAUCAUGCUUUCAGAGAAACACUUAGUGUCAGUGUGCGCUGACAAUAACCACGUACGCACCUGGACGGUGACACGGUUCAGAGGCAUGAUCUCAACUCAGCCGGGAUCUACUCCACUGGCUUCCUUUAAGAUCAUCUCGCUGGAGGAGACGGAGAGCCACAGCAGUUAUUCGUCCGGCAAUGAUAUAGGUCCUUUUGGAGAGCGAGACGACCAACAGGUGUUUAUUCAGAAAGUCAUUCCUAUUACCAACAAAUUGUUUGUUCGGCUUUCUUCUACUGGAAGAAGAAUCUGUGAGGUGCAGGCGGUGGACGGAACCACCAUCACUUGUUUCACGGUGCGAGAGUGUGAGGGCUCUAGCCGCAUGGGCUCCAGACCGCGCCGUUUCCUCUUUACCGGCCAGGCAAACGGGAGCAUUCAGAUGUGGGACCUAACCACUGCCAUGGACACGGUCAACAAGAACGACGACAAAGCCAAAGGAGAGCCAGAAGUGGGUGGCCCGACAGAGGAAGAACUGCUGAAGCUCCUUGACCAAUGUGAUCUGAGCACAUCCCGUUGUGCCACACCCAACAUCAGCCCCGCCCCCUCCGUACUACAGCAUAGCCGGUUACGGGAGUCCUGCUCCAGUCUCCAGCUGCAGGCUCAUGACCCCAUUCCUGAAACAGCCACCUACGGAGCCCUACGGCCAUACAGAGAGAGCCCCCUACUGGCUCGUGCUCGACGCACCGAGAGCUUCCACAGCUACAGAGACUUCCACAGCUUAAACCUGACCAAGGCCAUGCUGGAAAACACCGGACACUGUGGAUCCACAGAGGACGACGUGCGUCAUCCUGCAGUAGAGAACAGCUCUGAAGAUGGGGACAAAAGGAACUCAACGUUGGAGCUGUGGGGUUGCAGAGUGUCCGAAACGCAGUCCGCAGCUGCAGGCAAACCUCCUGACAGCCCCGGAGACCUGAGACGAAGGGCUCAUCUGAUGGAGGAGGGGGCUGCGGACUGUAGAUCGGAGGGGGUGAGGAGGAGGGGGACGUUUGAAACGAAUUUCCUGAGCAGGAGAAAGGCACCUCCGGUUCCACAGCUGAGCCCUCCACCUUCGGGGGGCGACGGAGGGGGCAGCGACUCAUCCAGCACUGCCUCACCCUCUCCGACUAAAGUGUCCACAUCUCCACGUCAUCGCAAGUGUUCUGAAACUGCAUGUGAGUGAUGGUUUACACAUGUUUAAGGGUUAGAGGUCAUACCAAAUAAUAAUAUCUGACAGGUGGAAGGAAGUUUAUUGGAUGAUUUUUGGGAAGUGUUUCAGGUGGAAGUGAAUGUGUUUGUUGAUUGGUUUGGAAGGAGAGCAGCUGGCAGCUAACAAACAAAAGGGAAAUAUGUGAUGCAACAGUUUAAUAGCAAUUUUUUAUUAGUAAGCAUGUAACUAGUCAUAAUGAAUCAUGUACUCUCUGCUGUUUAGACUUCAGCUUUACGUGUUUGCACCUUUAAUGCAAAAUUUAAGAGCCAUGUGUUUGUUUUGCCCAAUACUGCCUUGCUAUUUGCUUAUGUUAUUUUUAAUAAGUGGCUGUAAAUUUCCCUGUUGCUACUUUCAGCGGAACAUUUCAAAACACUGUGAUGCACUUUAUUGUCAAUCUUUACUUGUAUCCGUUUAUCUUGAAUAGAAGGAUGAUUGAACAACUGAGGUUCAACUAAUUUAACAAAGUUUAAACGCUGUAGAAACUAUGAUGCAUUUCUUUCUGCAUUGAUCCUCCGUAUAUCUGUCUGUAUUAGAGUUUAUUCAGUGCCUUUUGCUCAUUUAGAUCAGGCCCGGCACCACAGGGGGGCCAGGGUGGGCUUUGCCCACCUUAUCAGAAGCUUUGCCACCCUGCGUCCACCCAGAGCCGUUGAGAGAGAGGAUCUGUGAACCGCCGUUGCUGUGAAAAACUGUUCCAUUGCAGUAAAUGGGUCCUGCACGGGUCCUGUUUGAUAAACCCGCAGUAAUUAAAAGAACACCCGAACCGACAUCCGACAGCAGCACUAAUUUAAUUCCAUACCCGACCCCACCCGUUUGACAAAAAUGCCGCACCCCGAACCGCACCUGCAUUACAUCUACAUGAUGUAGACAAAACCAUUUAUUUUCUUACGCAACAAGUAACAAAAUAUUAGGAAGAUCCUGGUUAAUGCAUUUUUAAACAUAUAGUAACUCAAUAUGGCAGAGUUUCGGGAGAGACAACCAAGACUGAAUCCACUAAAAUAGUGUUAGCUAAUAUAGGAGAUAUUCUAUAUUUGAUUAGUGAUUUAUGAAAUAUGUUUUGAUUCAUGCAAAAUUAGUUAAAAUAGCCUAUAUUGUUCAUGUGAUAUUAACAAUAGUUUCCAUACCAAAGCCGCUAAAGGUUAAAUAAAGCUUAAUGCAGAAAAGGGACAGGAGCAUGAUGAGCUCAAAGUUGAUUUAAAUUGUGAUAAUGUAACGAGUCCUCACUAUAGCUGGCUGCUGUCCAUCAUCAGUUGCACGCGAUUGGCUACGAUGCUCAAUUCUGCAAAGCGAGCUGCAAUUAGAAACAAGCUCUUCAGGCAGAGCUUGAACACAACUUCGCAAUAGCUGAGUCGAAAUAGUCUUGGCUACUGGAUCCACGUUCCGCCCGUGCGUAUUAUUUCCCGACCCACACCCGAACCCCAAAUGACACAUAAUUAUUACACCCAUUACAUCAAAUAUUAGCGGCUCACCCGAUGGGUGAUGGUUCUGACACCAUUCCGCCGAACAAUGCUUCAUGAUGAGAGGAAAAAAACUUGUGAAAAAGCAAUAACACAUAGACUGGACAUGGAUGAGUUUGUGACAGAAUUCUCUAAAAUGAGCAAAGUUAAUGCUGUGAAUAUUAUAGUGAUCUGAAUAGCUCUUUUUAUGUUUUCAUCAAAUCUAAAGUUACUAAUUCUAAAAUUUAAAAUAAAUGUAAAUGUAAAAAGAUAUGUAGGCUAUAUGCAUAAGAAUGUAAAAAUAAAAUAUACAAUAGUAAUAAUAGCUUAAUAGUAAUUUAGUUAAUAGUUUGGGGCAACACAAAUAUAUUGAGUUACCCCCCCCCCUCUGCCCACCUGGAAAAUCACUUGGCCCACCUUUCAUCUCAUAUCUGGAGCCAGCCCUGAUUUAGAUACAGCCAUUCUUGUGAGAAAUCAAAAUGUAUUUUGGUUUUUCCGUUUUGGUCUUUCUCAUAGACUUGAGGGUUGACAGACCUUUGUCACAUAUCGCAACGGAAGUAAAACUGGUUAAAAAAUUAGUUUUACAUAUUAAGCAGGACUUUCAGCCAACAGGUUCAAAUUCACAUACCUAAAUAUCAGCAUCAUGUAUUAUUUGGAUUAUAAGAAUACGAGUUAAUUGUAACAGUGAUUUUUCAUAUCUUUAACACAACUUCAAGGUGAAUUUUGUUAUUUCUAAUCCACUAGCAGUGCCCAACAAACAAACCACAACCUCAUCUGCCAUUGUUGUGAAGUGAACAACUGCCACUUUAGAAGAUAAACUAACACUUAAAACUGAUCACGCAUCCUGUUUUGUCAUCACAAAACAUAUAUUUAUCAUUUGCACUUCUGUUGUUAAGAAUACCUGGUAAAAAAUAAUUUAUGUUUGACAUGACUGACGCUAAUAUUUGCAUUGACUCACAAGCAGGUUGAUUUUGUUUUUCAACCAUUACACUUUGUAUACACAUUUUAUUCCUUUAGAGAGAAAUGUACAGUAUAUAACAUUAAUGAUGCGUAUCCAAUGUUAAUGUGUCUAAAUGAAGGGAUAAUAUUUGAAGCUAUGUGAAGGAAACUAUAUGAUCUCAUUAUUUCUAUGCAAGUGAAAUGUUUUCACGGUGAGUGUUGACAGCAGACUACACAGCCCGAAAACAAAAUAAUCAAAUAAAUAGCCGUUUUAACAAACAUAAGGGAUGAUGUAUUUCUCAUGAAUAAUUUGCAUGUGACACAAAAUUCUUGAUUUGAUUGAUAGCAGUGUUUUUUGUUACUACAAAUGCUUUAAAAUGUGAACAUUUGGUGAACAAAAUUUAGGUGAACAAAAUGUAACUGCUUAGUUUGUCACCUUUAAACUCGACCCCUCAAUAUACUGUGUAGUACUGUAUAUUAACAAACUGUUGGCAAACAAAAAUCAUGUUUAAUCAAAUUAACUCAUUGAAAAGCUUUCUGAAAUGUUUUAACAAAAGGGAUUUUUUCAUUGACAAAGAGUAUAUUGCUUGCUUUCAUAAAUACUGUCUCGACCUGAUUUCUGUGCGUUUUCUGUGCGUUUCAGCCUUGACAAUGAAAUACAGUUAAUGGAAUAAAAGUACAGUUUGUGCUAUGAAAAUAAUGCUUGUGUGAAAGUGUAGAUUAUAUUGAAACUUUUAAAGGUACAUGCGCUACAGUACUCAACUUCUGUCAUCUGCUGUGACACAAUAAAAAAACA